This is a messenger RNA of Postia placenta MAD-698-R-SB12, 567 nucleotides long. RefSeq lists its product as hypothetical. The coding region runs from base 79 to 489 and encodes 136 amino acids. The transcript is spliced from 4 exons. The record is from RefSeq and is a predicted model, not a curated record. NCBI's taxonomy places the organism in Eukaryota, Fungi, Basidiomycota, Agaricomycetes, Polyporales, Adustoporiaceae.
GUUCAGUGACCGCAGUCAUACCUUGUCUCGUUUCAAACAUCUCUCUCGUUGUAUAUUUAAAUUUUGUCUUCAUUAGAAAUGUCUAUGGGUGAAGCGGAUGCGAAGUUCCCCGGCCAGUACCGUCCCGCAAUUCCUCCGUCACCAACUCGAGAAAAUCCGGGACAGGUGUAUCCUAAGUCGGAUCCGAAAGCCGCUGCAGGAGAAUCCGUUCCGGGUACGGGAGGGGAACACAAUCCAAGAAUGAGCAAUGCGCUCGGAAACCCCUAUGCUUAUAUCGACACCCUCCGUCGUCUCGAGAGCUCACUGACCGAUGCCAUAUCGUCACUCGAGCAGGAAGAGACGAGCGUAGGAUCGUCCGAGGAACAGGAGACGUUGUUAGCCAAGUUCAAGGACUGGAGACAACAAAUACUAGCGUUGAACUCCGGGCACAAAGCGGCCGAAGGCGCUCAAGAGGGUUCGCCUGCGAAGGGCGGGAUGUUCGCAGACUGAACAUUACGUAGACAUACCUGGACACUGUUUGUAUAAUAAAACGAACUGCCCACUUAUCCAACGCGGGUUACACAGGGG